Volvox carteri f. nagariensis is the source of this 1770-nucleotide messenger RNA. RefSeq lists its product as uncharacterized. The coding region runs from base 1 to 1770 and encodes 589 amino acids. NCBI's taxonomy places the organism in Eukaryota, Viridiplantae, Chlorophyta, Chlorophyceae, Chlamydomonadales, Volvocaceae. The record is from RefSeq and is a predicted model, not a curated record. Gene Ontology annotation, cellular component: endoplasmic reticulum. Gene Ontology annotation, molecular function: acyltransferase activity. The transcript is spliced from 11 exons.
AUGGCGCAGUUUCCGCGAGUCCGCGCCUUUGCUCUGCAUUGUAAUGGCAGGCUUUGUUACCCUGUCCAAAAUGGUAUGACGCUCACCAUCAAGUUUGCAAUCAUAGGAACCAAUAAUAGGAACCCAAUGAUGAGUCCCAAGGCACGCGCCUUUCCGAGCAUCCGGCAGGCGCUCCUGGUGGCUCUGUCCCUGGCAUUUCUGUGCGCCCUACACGGCGCUUGCGCUGUAUAUGUUGCUGCUCUGGCCGCCGGCGCGUACGUAGUUAGCAGGCGGAUGGCCAGCAGACCCUACGGAUUGUUAGGAGUGUGGGUGUAUGCAUGUUGCACGCUGCUGUUGGCGAGGCUCUUGGAGGGGCUGCCGUUCGCCUGGAUCAGCCCCUCACUCGCACACUUGGACCGACACCGCGGCGUCCUCCGCUGGCACAUCCACUACAACCUGCUGGUGCUCCGCUUCAUCUCCUUUGCAUCAGACCUUCACUGGGCGCGAGGGGGAAAACGGAUAUGGCCGCCCUCGCCGGCCGCCCUCGGCGCGGGCGCAGCCACCGCAUCUGCCGGACAGAAAGCCGCGUUGCAAGGGGAGCGAGUCGGCGUUGGUGGUAGCGGCGGGAGCAGUGGAGGAGGAGACGGAGGAACGAGGUUUGGUGACGGUGGUAGCUCCGGCGUGCAGCAGCACGUUGAUGCAGAGCUGCGGGCCUUGUCCGAGGCGCCCCUACCGUUGGCCUACUACAGCCUGAUGCCCUUCCUGGAGUAUUGCAUGUACCCGCCGCUUUACAUCGCCGGGCCCAUUAUAACCUUUAACAGCUUCGCGGCGCAGAGGAUGCUCCGCAGGCAGCGGCUGAUGGGGGCACAACAGGUUCUAGUCUACGCGCUACGUGCCGCCCUGGCCUGGGCUUGCUUGGAGGGCCUUACACACGCGUUGCCGUACAACAGCAUCGCCAAGUACCGAGUAUUAGACAGGCUGGCGGCGAGGGCAGCGGCGACUCCGCAAAUCGACAACAGCGGCGGCGGCGGCGGCGGUUGGUUCCCAGCUCCGCGACCGCUGCAUUACGCCAUCACGGGGUAUUGGGUGCUGGUCUUCAUGUGGCUCAAGUUUACAGUCAUCUGGCGCUUCUUCCGGCUGGCGUCGCUAGCAGAUGGUAUAGUACCGCCGGAGAACAUGACGCGGUGUGUGUGCAACAAUUAUGACAUUGAGGGUUUUUGGCGCAGCUGGCAUGCGUCGUACAACCGUUGGCUGGUUCGGUACAUGUAUAUACCACUGGGGGGCAGUCGCUGGCGAGUAAUCAACGUAUGGGUCAUCUUCACCUUCGUGGCCCUGUGGCACGACUUGGAGUGGCGCCUGCUGAGCUGGGCAUGGCUCAUGGCGGCCGCUGUGGCGCCCGAAAUGAUACUCAAGGCCUUGGCCCGGAGCGCUGCUGCACGCCGCUGGCACGGCAGCGCCGCCUUCCGCCACGUCUGCGCGCUUGCCGCCGCUGUCAAUAUCCUGAUGCUCAUGGCCGCCAACUUGGUGGGCUUCGUGGUGGGAGUGGACGGCAUUCGGCCCCUGAUACGACAGGUACUGGGACAGCCGAGCUUUCUGGCCGUGGUGCUGCUAGCGCUGUUUGCCGCUGCACAGGUGAUGUUCUGGAGGCGGGAGUGCGAGGCGCGAGCCGCGGCCACUGCUACUACCUCUGCCGCAGUAGCAGCAGCGGAGGGUGCUGCGUGCAGCGCUACAACGGCUGCGGGUUGCGGCAGCCGCAUCAGGACUGAAUCAGACAGGAUGUCGGAGCUUUGA